AAGAUGGUACUCACCAAUCCAACAAGAUUCAAUGAGAUAUAUAAACUACUCAAGAAUGAUUCAAUACAGGGAGAGACAGUAUUAGUAUUGGUAGCACGUGAUUGUGACUCUAUAGCUGCAUGCAAGAUAUUCACUGAUAUACUCAAGUCUGAUUUGAUAUCAUUCAAUAUCAAGCCAGUUGCAGGAUUGGAUGAUCUUAUCGAUGUAAACAAUACAUUGAUGUUGGAUAAUGAAGAGCUCAAGACAAUUGUAAUGAUAAACUGUGGAGGUAACAUUGAUAUAGAGUCAUUGCUUACCAAUCUGAAUGAGAACCAAUUGGUCUAUAUCAUUGACAGUCACAGACCAUAUCAUCGUAGUAAUGUGGACAAUCAGAAUCAUGUGAUCAUCAUUGACGAUGGAUCAUUCAUGGAAGAGCAGAUUGAUGAAGAGGAUGAUGAUGAACUUCAAGAUGAAGAGGACUUAGAUGAUGAUGAAGAGGAAGACUUGGAUGAUGAGGAUGAUGAAGAGGAAGAUGAAGUCGAUGAUGAAGAACAGGACAAAGAACCAGAGGAUGAUGAUUAUGAUGGUGAGGCAGUAAUAGAUGAGAAUAGUGAAGGCAAGAGAAAGAGGAGUGAUAAGAGAAAGAAACUCAAGAGGAAGAAGGAUAAUACACCAGUGAAGGAGAGGCGUAGGAGGGCAGCGGCAGCAAGAUCACAUUCGCGAAAGUCACGCACCACUCAAUCAUACUAUGGCAAGAGUUCGGCAUCCAUGAUGUAUCAACUCAGCACAAUUCUCAGCAAGGACUCAUUGGACGGCCUGCUCUGGUACGCCAUCCUGGGCGUGACCGAUCAGUUGGUGCACGAGCGUGUGCCCCUGCUCAACUAUGACAUUGAGUACAAGAUGCUCAAGGCGCUCGUGCUCAACGCCUACGACCCCAACGACAAGUCUGGACAGGGUGACCACAUCACCGUGGCCGAGGACUACCGCUUCAUGCUGUAUCGCCACUGGAACCUCUACGAGAGCAUGUACCACUCCAAGUACGUGUCAUGUGUGCUGCGUCUGUGGCGCGCCAAGGGAAAGUACCUGCUGGAGACGCUGUUUGCGCUGAUGGGUCUGCCACUGGAGCAGGUCAAGCAGAAGUACGUCUCAAUGAGUGGCCACUACAAGACCAAUCUCAAGGCACAGCUGGCGACACACGCGCCAAAGUUUGGCCUGAAUGAGAUCUACUACCGAUCAUUCGUUCGCAAGUAUGAGUGCUCAAUUGAGCUGUCCGCCUCAGACAUGGUUCACGCCUUGACGGCCCUAAUGGAGUCUGACAAUCUCGAAAGCGACGUUACCGACAAAGAGAUAUGGGAGCAGAACUUCUGGGAUGCCUAUGAUGCCCUCUCAAACCGCAACUUGGACCUGUUGGUCGAGGGUCUGAAACAGGCUAUAUACCUACAGAAGGAGAUCACGAGACAGUUGUUCAGUGUGAUUGAGAAGAAGAUUGUGGUGAUGUCAGGACCAUUCAGAUACGCUCUGUUGCCAGAGGGUUCGGACACUAGACUCUUUGUGCACCCAAUGGCACUUACCAAAUUGGGACUGUAUAUAAUGGAUGCCUAUGCGACGAUGAAGAAGAAGACCAAACCAUUCCUUGUUGGUGCAUUGAAUGAGAACACUGGCAAUUAUCUCUUGGUUGGUAUCUCUAGCUCACAUGGUAGCUCAUCCAAACAAGCAAACGUGUUUGGUGUAAAUUUCUUAAAGGUUGCCAGCUCGACCAACUCAUUGCUCAAGUACCAGUCGUUCGACACUGCUGUUGUGGAGAUUGAGAAGUUGGAUAUGCCAAAGUUUAUUGAGAAUCUACAUGCAAGUCUGGUAUCGCCAUCUUCUCAAGGACAAGAG
Molecule: messenger RNA, 1860 nt
Organism: Acytostelium subglobosum LB1
Lineage: Eukaryota; Evosea; Eumycetozoa; Acytosteliales; Acytosteliaceae
Exons: 6
Biological process (GO): DNA replication initiation; mitotic DNA replication preinitiation complex assembly; double-strand break repair via break-induced replication
Cellular component (GO): DNA replication preinitiation complex
Molecular function (GO): single-stranded DNA binding; DNA replication origin binding; chromatin binding
Source: RefSeq, a predicted model, not a curated record